Messenger RNA from Lottia gigantea (owl limpet), 1284 nucleotides. RefSeq lists its product as hypothetical. The transcript has 8 exons. The record is from RefSeq and is a predicted model, not a curated record. Gene Ontology annotation, cellular component: membrane. Bases 1 to 1284 code for a protein of 427 amino acids. Lineage: Eukaryota; Metazoa; Mollusca; Gastropoda; Lottiidae. Gene Ontology annotation, biological process: nucleoside transmembrane transport. Gene Ontology annotation, molecular function: nucleoside:sodium symporter activity.
AUGAAGCAACCCCGCAAUCUGUCAUCUUUGGCAGGAAUGGUUGCUUUCUUAUUGUUGUGUGUAUUGGCUUCGACCAACGUUACCUCGAUAAAUUGGCAUUGCAUAUUUUGGUCGAUAUCAGUGCAGUUUAUUUUAGCUUUAAUAUUAUUACGAACCGACUGGGGUAUCAGUGGUAUAGAGUGGGUUGCAGCCUGCGUCGAAUCGUUUAUGGAAAAUGGUUAUAAAGCGUCUAAGUUUGUUUUUGUAUCCAUUUAUUGUUUAAUAUCAUUUCAGUCCCUACCACUGUUGUUCCUGGUUAACUCCUUCCUGGCCAUUUUGUAUCAUGUUGGUCUCAUGCAGAUCCUAAUCAGAGGAAUUGGUAAAUUUCUAAGUUCCACGCUGGGAACAACUCCACCAGAAUCUCUCAGUGUAUCCGCCAACAUGUUCUUAGGAUCGUCUCAGUCGGCUCUGGUCAUUAAACCCUAUCUAAAUUCAAUGUCCAAAUCUGAACUGUUCUCAAUGAUGGUCGGUGGCUUUGCGUCGGUUAGUGGAGCUGUAUUCGGCAUCUUCAUCAACUUCGGGGCGCCAGCCAAGCAUCUUCUAACAGCCUGUAUCAUGUCAGCCCCGGCAUCGUUUGCUAUCUCUAAAUUACUGGUACCGGAAUCCAAGAAGAACAGAAACAAGGACUGGGAGGACGCUGAUCUAGACAUCCAGAAGUAUAAGAAUUUAAUAGACGCUACAGGACGAGGUGCUCUAGAAGCUGUGACUGUAUGUUCCAGUGUUAUAGUAAACCUCUACGUCUUUUACGCUCUGCUACAAUUUAUCAACAGUCUAAUGAUCUGGACUGGUGAACGAAUUGGUGUACAGGGACUCAGUUUUCAGUAUAUCAUAUCGUACUUGUUACUCCCUAUACCAAUGUUGAUGGGAGUCGAUUUAGUCGACUGUCGAGGGGUGGCCAAACUCAUUGGAUAUAAACUCGUUGGAACUAAUGGUCUGGCUUUUAUAAUGUUGGGAAAACUCAGAGAGAACAAGGAACUGUACCUGGAAUAUUCUCUCGGUGCCAAUAGAACUUGGCAUUAUAAAGGAGAUGAUAUUAUCCUGGAUUCCUGGAAUACUACACUCGCAGCAACUUACGCCAUGUGUGGAUUUUCAAAUUUUGCCAGCAUGGGAAUCAUGAUGGGGACAUUAUUUGCUCUGGCACCUAAACGACAAGAAUUGCUGGUGAAUAUAAUAUUGAAAGCUAUGAUAGCAGGGAAUAUAGCAUGUUACCUCACAGCCUGUAUAGCAGGUAAGGUCAAAAUAUAA